Selaginella moellendorffii is the source of this 2876-nucleotide messenger RNA. Its product is annotated as BTB/POZ domain-containing protein POB1. Gene Ontology annotation, cellular component: nucleus. Bases 124 to 1773 code for a protein of 549 amino acids. Gene Ontology annotation, biological process: response to red light. The record is from RefSeq and is a predicted model, not a curated record. The transcript has 8 exons. NCBI's taxonomy places the organism in Eukaryota, Viridiplantae, Streptophyta, Lycopodiopsida, Selaginellales, Selaginellaceae. Gene Ontology annotation, molecular function: protein binding.
GUGCUAAGCGCGCUAGGGUUUUAGUUCUUCGUGGAGCGUUGGGGCGUAGCGGCGAUGGCGAUGCCGCGCGUGGUGACAUGAGAGCUGCAUCGGUGAUUCCGGCUGUAUUCUAAGGCUGGAUUGAUGGACACGGAUACGUGCAGUGGAGGGACGAGUCCUAGCUUCGCAUUUGCCUUCAAUGACAGUAAUUUCUCGGAUCGCGUCCUCCACAUUGAGAUUGUCGCGGGGGCGUCUGGAGAGGCGAAGUCCUCCGGAGAGCCUUGCUCCACAGUCGGUGCUUGGGCACGGCAGAAGAAGCGUAGGCGUGGAGCCGAUGCCAAGGAUAAAGCAUUUGAGAAUGUUUGCGUGAUGGUGGGUCUUGGUGGUGGUCAAGAGGAGCAAAUUAUGACUGGAACCCAACCAGAGCCAGACGACGCGGAAGAGGAAGGGGACGUCAUGAUCGAGGAGUCUCCUACGUCAAUGGCUGGAAGUCCACCAGCGGAAGACCAGGAUCAGAUGCAAAGCACCUCUUCCUGGAAUUCAGAGAGUUCAACUGUGUUGCGGGUCAAAACGAUUCAUAUCAGCUCGGCAAUUCUCGCUGCUAAGAGUCGUUUUUUCUACAAACUCUUUUCCAAUGGUAUGCGUGAGUCGGAGCAAAAGGCAGUUACUUUGCGCAUUACCGAUUCAGAAGAGGUGCCAGUAAUGGACAUGUUGCAAUUUAUGUACACUGGCGGCUUGCAGGCAAACACAGCUCCGGCAUUGCUCGACGUUUUGGUUGCGGCCGAUAAGUUUGAAGUCGCAACGUGCAUGCGGCACUGUAGCAGAUUACUACGAGAGUUGCAAAUGACUCCCGAAUCGGCACUCGUGUACCUCGACUUGCCGUCAUCCGUGCUUCUGCCUGAUGCGGUUCAGUCACUCACAGACGCUGCGAAAGCAUUCCUGGCAGAUCGGUACAAAGACAUUGGAAGGUUCCAUGAGGACGUUAUGCAUUUACCGCUGGCCGGUUUGGAGGCCGUGCUAUCCAGUGACGACCUCCAGGUUGCGUCCGAGGAUGCAGUCUACGACUUUGUGCUAAAGUGGGCCAGAGCGCACUACGCCAAGAUAGAGGAAAGACGGGAGAUCUUCCGGAGCAAACUCGUGUGGCUCAUUCGCUUCCCAAUGAUGUCCAGCCGGAAGCUCCGAAAGGUUUUGGUUUGCAACGACAUCGAGCACGACCUGGCGUCGAAGCUGGUGAUGGAAGCGCUGUCUUUCAAGGCCGAGCCGCCACACCGCCAGAAGCACAUCAUGGUGGAGGAGAUCGUGCACAAGCGUUUCAGCGAGCGGGCUUACAAGUACAGGCCAGUCAAGGUGGUGGAGUUCGACGCACCGUAUCAGCAGUGCCUGGUUUUUCUGGACCUCCGCAAGGAAGAGUGCCUGACGCUGUGGCCACAGGGACGAGUCUACUCUCAGGCAUUUCAUCUCGGGGGCCAGUGCUUCUUCCUCUCGGCCCACUGCAGCGUGGAUCAGCAAACCGCGGCUCACUGCUUUGGAUUGUUCCUGGGGAUGCAAGAGAAAGGCUCGGUGAGCUUUGCGGUGGAGUACGAGUUCGCGGCACGGUCCAAGCAGGAGGAGUGGAAGUUUGCUCCCAGAGUGAAGGGGAACUACGUCUUCACCGGAGGAAAGGCUGUAGGAUACAGGAACCUCUUCUCGUGCCCGUGGCAAGAGCUCAUGAAGGACGACAGCGAUUACUUCCAUCAAAACGUCCUCCACUUGAGAGCCGAGCUCACCAUCAAGCCUCAGGGACAAGGUAUGUAGCGAGUGAUUGAUUGAUUGAUAGAGCUACAAACCAUAGAGAAAAUUUUUCGCUCUUCUUUUUCCUUCUUGACAGGAAAGAUCGAUACUAUAGCUACGAAGAGCUUGACUUGAGAGGAGAAACUCUUCUGUGAAGUGUCUGUUAUAAAGAUAAAAGGAAAAACAAUGAAAGGAAACUUUAAUGGAUUCUAGGGUUUAUGGCAGUGAGCGGAUGGAUCCGGAAGGUGAUCGUUCCGGCGGUGGCGAUGAAGGAUCUGGGAGUAACAGAUUGGAAGAAAAGGGGGAUUUGGAUCCCAUGGCUUUGAAUUCUAGGGUUUACAGCGAUCCCAAUGUGGAGAUCAGCUCAAUACAGAGAAAGGAGGGAGAUUUUGAUCACGGAGGCGCUACUGCGUCGGAAUCAGGAGGAGCUGGGGACGAUGGAUCUUCCGCUGGUAUUUUUGCGCGAGGGGAGAGCAGUGGGACUAGUCCGGUGGAUGUUAUCGGCACGGGGCGAGCGGCGGUGCUCAAGGGCGUGAUCCACGACGCUGAUUCCAAAUUCGAGGCGGCAUUGGCGAGCCAGGACUCGCUGGCGCUCAGCAUCGAUCGCCUCACUCGAGGUGUGCCCUUCGAUCAACUUUACCUUUGAAAAGAGGUGAUGCAUUGCAAUUCCUUUUCGUCUCUUCUUUCUCAUUGCUCUAGCUUUUUUCUUGUUGCCUGUCUCUUUUCGUUUGCAUUGCUUUUGUAGUCUCCCGAGUCACAAAGUCCUUUUAACUGUUGUUUUCCUUUUUCUAGUGCUCGACAAGUUGCUAGAAGAUACACCGAUGCCAUUUCUCGCUCAAGACUCGGCACGAGUUCACGGCCUUCGGAAGAGGGUUUUGUCACUCUCGUCCACCUUGCAGAUCAUCCGGGUCCGGAUGAAGAACAUUGAGAGCGCACUCCUCCACCAAUCAUCCAGAAGCACUUCUCCAACCACUGCCAAGAAUUCUCCAUUAAUUUCCCCAAGGAUUGAGUCAAACUCGCCGCCCAAAGUCGCUCAAAGAACCUCGCCAAGAAGAACGCAAAGCUCAUCUUCUCCAAUUCCUCAUUACCAUUUAAUUUGAAUUUAAUUCUUAAGCCUUAGAUUUAUA